CCUCUGUGUCGCUUCUGACUUCACAUUGCUUUGUGAAGUUUGUGUUCAAAAAGCAUCAUGCCUGAACCAGCAAAGUCCGCGCCUAAGAAGGGCUCCAAGAAGGCCGUCACGAAGACCGCCGGUAAGGGAGGAAAGAAGCGCAAGAGGUCCAGGAAGGAGAGCUACGCUAUCUACGUCUACAAAGUCCUGAAGCAGGUUCAUCCUGACACCGGCAUCUCUUCCAAGGCGAUGGGCAUCAUGAACUCUUUCGUCAACGACAUCUUCGAGCGCAUCGCCGGUGAGUCGUCUCGUCUCGCUCACUACAACAAGCGCUCCACCAUCACUUCUAGAGAGAUCCAGACCGCCGUGCGUCUGCUGCUGCCCGGAGAGCUGGCCAAACACGCCGUGUCCGAGGGCACCAAGGCCGUCACCAAGUACACCAGCUCCAAGUAGAGAUUCAACCGAGACU
Molecule: messenger RNA, 448 nt
Organism: Megalobrama amblycephala (Wuchang bream)
Lineage: Eukaryota; Metazoa; Chordata; Actinopteri; Cypriniformes; Xenocyprididae
Product: histone H2B
Exons: 1
Coding region: 58-432 (124 amino acids)
Cellular component (GO): nucleosome
Molecular function (GO): structural constituent of chromatin; DNA binding; protein heterodimerization activity
Source: RefSeq, a predicted model, not a curated record